Molecule: messenger RNA, 597 nt
Organism: Paramuricea clavata
Lineage: Eukaryota; Metazoa; Cnidaria; Anthozoa; Malacalcyonacea; Plexauridae
Source: the annotation of a GenBank genome assembly
AUGUAUGUUUGUGACCAUAGUGAUUAUGAACAGCUCUAUUCCCUAGAUGUCUUGGGAGUAGAGGAUCGAGGGGAGAAAGAUCAGUCAACAAUUUAUGCAGAAUUCCAAGAAAGCAUCACUAGGAAAGAGGAUGGAAGAUACGAAGUUGCUGUUCCAUGGAUACCUGGAGCUGUAUUGUCAAACACUAAUGAAGAACCCAGUAGGAAGAGACUCCACAAUGUAAACAGGAAGUUGAAACAGAAUCAACAGCUCAAAGAUGAAUACGAGAAAGUUGUGCAUGAACAGUUGAAAGACGGAGUCAUUGAAAAGACCAAAGAGAGCUCGACUAGUGAACGUGUGUUCUACAUGCCACACAAACCGGUGAUUAAAGAAAAUACCUCUACAACCAAGGUGAGAAUGGUGUUCGAUGCAAGUGCUAGACCCCAUCCAACGAUCAAUAGCGUCAAUGAAUGCAUGCACACUGGCCCCCCACUUCAACCAUUGUUAUGGGACAUAUUAAUCAGAGCCAGAUCGUCGCAACGCCAUUGUACACGAGUCAGUGUCCAAACUAUGUGCGACUUCGAGAUGAACCGCGCGCAUAUGGAGACACGUAAAUAA